Messenger RNA from Penicillium brevicompactum, 357 nucleotides. RefSeq lists its product as uncharacterized. The coding region runs from base 1 to 357 and encodes 118 amino acids. The transcript has a single exon. The record is from RefSeq and is a predicted model, not a curated record. NCBI's taxonomy places the organism in Eukaryota, Fungi, Ascomycota, Eurotiomycetes, Eurotiales, Aspergillaceae.
AUGGAGCAUAUAGUCUUAGAGGACCCAUCAGUCCUCGAAGCGAUAACCUUCGUCAAGGGGGGAAAAUCGAUAGCUUCGAGUUUGGAGAACGGCGAUGCCCUCAUCAGGAAAGGCCACGAGGCGGACCAUGCGCUCCAGCGAGUCCAGAGCCUCUCGCAGGUUGACCACAGAAUUGGGCAGGUUAUCAACCGUGGCUCGGUAGAUGUCUGGCGAUUACUGGGUCUCCACCGGAAACGCCUUGAAAUCUCCACUGGUGAUGUGAAACAAUUCGAGUCGCAUAAAAUGAGGGCAGAGAGUCGUUUUGAGUGGGUCUGGAAAAAGAACCUCGGAAGGACAAUUGCGCUUUUAAUUGUUUAG